This is a messenger RNA of Marmota monax (woodchuck), 525 nucleotides long. RefSeq names its product cardiotrophin-2. Bases 1 to 525 code for a protein of 174 amino acids. The record is from RefSeq and is a predicted model, not a curated record. The transcript has a single exon. NCBI's taxonomy places the organism in Eukaryota, Metazoa, Chordata, Mammalia, Rodentia, Sciuridae.
AUGUGGAGUCAGCACCAUACAUCCCUUUGGUCCCCUUACCUCUGUCUCUCUCUGUCCCGCAUACAGCUCCAGCACCAGGGCAGCCCCUUUAGUGACCCUGGCUUCUCAGCCCCUGAGCUGCAGCUCAGCAGCCUGCCUUCUGCUGCUGUCCCCUUCAAGACCUGGCAUGCCCUGGAUGAUGGGGAGAGAUUGAACCGUGCCCAGGGAGCCUUCCUGGCCUUGACCCAGCACCUGCAGCUCGUGGGAGACGACCAGAGUGACCUAAAUCCUGGCAGUCCCAUCCUCCUGGCCCAACUUGGAGCUGCAAGACUCAGGGCCCAAGGCCUGUUGGGCAAUAUGGCUGCCAUCAUGACUGCCCUGGGGCUGCCUAUUCCCCCAGAAGAGGACACUCUGGGGCUUGUUACCUUUGGGGCCUCAGCCUUUGAGAGAAAAUGUCGAGGCUAUGUAGUGACCCGGGAAUAUGGCCACUGGACAGAUCGAGCUGUGAGGGACUUGGCUCUACUCAAAGCCAAAUACCCAGCAUAG